This is a messenger RNA of Galendromus occidentalis (western predatory mite), 1951 nucleotides long. RefSeq names its product transcription factor Sp8. Bases 1 to 729 code for a protein of 242 amino acids. NCBI's taxonomy places the organism in Eukaryota, Metazoa, Arthropoda, Arachnida, Mesostigmata, Phytoseiidae. The record is from RefSeq and is a predicted model, not a curated record. The transcript is spliced from 4 exons.
AUGAGCAAACCAUAUCUGCUCUCUACUUCGAGUUUCCACAUGUCUCAGUAUCAGCAUGUACUGGCUCGUGCUGUCAACGGAACUCCCUCACCGACAGUCGUGACUGGAUCUCUCUUGAUUGCCAAGCCCGGAGUUUCAGCACUUGUUCCGGCCGCGGCUUCAUCUGCACGUGCGUAUUACCAAGUUCCUCAGCCGGACUCCCCCCAGUCUGGAGGAUCGUCAGGAGGUCCAAUGAAAGCUUCUGCCUGCCCCUGUUGCUUCAAAACCUUCUUUGACCGGUCGACGAUGAAACGGCACAUGAAGCGGCAUUUCGCGGACAGAGAGACAUACGACUGCGUGGCCUGUAGUAAAUCGUUCACCCGCAAAGACAAACUCCGAGAUCACUUGAAGUCCGCCCGCCACAUUCUCACGGUUUACGGCUCAAACGAACGCCCUGCAGAGCGAACGAAUUCUCCGUCCUCCGCGUCCUCGCCCGAGCAUCCCGGACCGUCUUCAGAGGCGAUCGCAUCUCUGCCAGUCGCGGAGCGGGAAGUGGUUCGUUUCAUGGAGAAACUCAGAACCAUGGGGAGACUCGAGGGACUUCAGACACAACUCAACACCUUCAACAUGAUCGGCAACAUCAUUUCCGACAAUGAAGGGGAGGCCGAACCGGAACCCGAGAACGGGCACGACAGAGUCCCCGUGGAAUCACCUCCUCUGAGUCUGUCAUCGGCGAACGAAUCUUCAUAAGUGACUUCUGGGAUAGGGUCUUCGACGAGCUGUGCCACGAUCUUUCAGCCGUCGAGCCCCUCUCGCGGUUUGGAGCGAGAAAUUCCGCUCAAGCCGGAAUCGACAACACCGAAAAUCCGCAUCAGGAGUCCCGCAGUCGGGCGAAUGAAGGAGAAGAAACGAGCGCGUUCGCAUGGGUAUCCACUGCGAAUGAUUAGAGGUAAACCGAUGGAGAGCAUCAAAAGCACCCUUUGUCAGAUACACACCGUCCUUGCUCAAAGUUAUCUUUGCAAAGUCUAUAUUUUCUACCGGAGUCUUCUGCUGUCAAACAUUUCCAGCAACAUAGUUCUCUACCUCAUCGAUUGUGUCGUCGUACCGAAUCAAAGUCGUGGUAGCAAUGAGAACCGAUUGCUCAAACUAUUUUUCUAUUGUUCAUCAACCAUCACCCGGAGCCGCUCGGGCUGCGACCUAUUUUGGUCAAUGCUCCGAUAAUUGUGCGAUAGAACAGGCCACGGCUAGCACAACAAUCGCGGAGAGAUGGGGCUUGGAGUUCCGAGUAAAUCGGAGCCGUUUUACACACAGUGGAAAGUACAAAUAUCAAAGGUGUCCUUCGUAGGGCGACAAGAGGUAGAAGGAAGGAACCUCUACACCGUUGUCUCUUACGAGAGACAAGGAGCUAGGACCCCGAGUUCUGAAGCAGGGUGUACGUUUAGGCGAAGCGAACUUUUGGGGGGCAAUAGCUUGUCUCGGACGAGUACGAGGAAGGAAAAUAACCGCAGGGAAAAAAGUACCGCAUGUAAAGCAGAGUCGAUAUCCAAAGAUGGUUUUCCUCCGGCAACAUGAUCUCAAUAAGCAGCUCAGAUCCCUUGUGCUCUGGCUGCUCGAUGUUGGCAGAUAAGCGAACUCCACAAGGAGUGUGCCAAACUAUUUCGUAUUAUAGGUAGAAGCGAGCAUUCGAGCUAGCGAACGAACGAAAACAGCGAUGAUCUCAUUUUUCUCGACCAGAGUGGACAGUGCCAUAGGGGGCUGCCGGGAUCGGUGCCUAUUUUUCCGACGGCAUUCGAACACCAGUCCUAAUCCUCUACUACAGGCAUGAAUGUUUUUAACCAUAACGACUGCUGUUACGAAGAAGUCUCGACAUGAGUGAAACGUUUGCAGCAGAGGCGACUUUGAAACAUGUAAUUAAGGAGCACGAGUAACAGACGACUACAAUAAUAAAGCGAGACGGAUAAUAAUAAUUAAA